This is a messenger RNA of Caenorhabditis briggsae, 2427 nucleotides long. RefSeq names its product Protein CBR-BAR-1 (gene Cbr-bar-1). The record is from RefSeq and is a predicted model, not a curated record. Gene Ontology annotation, cellular component: catenin complex; adherens junction. Lineage: Eukaryota; Metazoa; Nematoda; Chromadorea; Rhabditida; Rhabditidae. Gene Ontology annotation, biological process: positive regulation of transcription by RNA polymerase II; cell adhesion. Gene Ontology annotation, molecular function: protein phosphatase binding; cadherin binding; alpha-catenin binding. The transcript is spliced from 16 exons. Bases 1 to 2427 code for a protein of 808 amino acids.
AUGGACCUGGAUCCGAACCUAGUUAUCAACCAUGACGAUACGAACUUGUCUGAGAUAUCAUAUACAAUGGAACAAGACUCAUCAAGUUAUUCUUUGGAGAUGGGCGGAACACCGUCAUCUGCCGGUCACCGAAAGGUCGAUAUGUGGCAGAAUCACAAUUUUGACAGCGGUUUCCAAACCAUGAAUCACAGCGAGGCUCCAUCUAUUAUCUCCUCGUUGCAUCCCUCGUCGCAUCUGUCGGGAAUGUCCUCGAUGGCAGAGUACGAACCGAUUCCCAAUUUGUCAGAACAGCAGAAACAGAAGUUUGAUGGGAUCACCAAAAAUCCAACCGACGGGCAGUACAACACAGUUCGCGCAAUUCCAGAACUCACAAUGUUGAUGAAAGACCAAGACAAUGAAGUGGUCCAAAAGGCUGUGAUGAUCAUGCAAAAUAUUGCGAAAAUGGAAUGUGAUGCUAUGAGACGACAGAAUGAGACCAAAAUCGUAGAUCCAUGUGUCAUCUUUACAUUGCGAAACUUGCUUCGGGACAAAGUGGAUCACCCGAAUAUUAUUCGAUUCACUUUGGGAACACUUUUCAAUAUUUGUAACCGCCAAGAGGGAAUUGAUCUUGUCACUAGAGCAAUCAGCGAGCAGCCCGACAUCAUUCCGAAUCUUAUCAGACAUAUUGGUACGUUCGCAAAUUCUAUCUACAAAUACGCGAUUCUUACUAUGCAUUCGAUUUUGUCCGAUAAGCAGAGAGGAGGACAAAGUGUGACCAUCGCGCGGCAACAAGAUGCGAUCAUUCAUGUGACGCCUUGGCUGGAAGCGGAGAAAUCGGAGAAACUUCUUCCUGUUAUCGUCGACUUGAUCAGAGUUCUAUGUGAAAAGAAUACUGACCAAAAGGUCAAGUUUGUGAAGAUGGGAGGACCACAGAAACUGCUCCAUAUUCUGCAACAACGAGGAUAUGAGAAUCUGUUAUGGAGAAGCACUCAGUUGUUGAAGACGUUCUCGAAUUUCGAUGCACCUUGUCUAGUGGCUUUUGGUGGGCGCCAAAUUCUUGCCGGUAUGUUGUCCCACGGAAGUCCACGAUUAGUCCUCUCAACACUGGAAACACUACGAAAUAUAAGUGAUGUGCCUAGCAAGAUGAAAGAGGAACUUCUUCUAAAAUCUCUGCUAGAACUAGUCAAUUCUAGAAAUGCCGUUAUCCGUUUAUACUCAGCCCAAACUAUGUCCAACUUGGUAGCCAAUAAUCGACCGAAUAAGGAAUAUAUGUGUUCUAACAAUGGUGUGGUCAAUUUGUGUAGAGCGCUUGCCAUUGCAACCAAAGACUGGCAAAAUUUUCAAGACAAGGAGGCUCAACAAAUGGAAGAUUAUGCGGAAAGCCUUAUCUGCACAUUACGGCAUCUGUGUGUUGGCCAUCCGUUGGCGGAAAAAGUUCAGGCUUACGUUUUUCGAGAGCCUUCGAUAUUUCUACACAAACUCAUGACAAUGCGACCAGUGUUGCUGAAACACACGCUGAAUCUUCUUCUAAAAGUUGUGAGUCAAAAUGCACUUUUAGCCCCAUUUCUGCUUUGUCGGAUCGGAGAAAUCGGAUUUGUGGAGCAACUCAUCCACAUUUUGCGAGUUGCCUGCACACAACUAAAUGUGCAGGAUGUGAUAGAAGGUGUCCGCGUCAAGGAUAUCGUGCAUUUAUGUAUUCAAAUUCUUCGAUUGAUCACAAGAAAUCCAGAUAUUUUGAAUGAGGUGGAUUUCUUCCUCCGUUCCCCGGAAAACAGUCGAAUGGGCGAUGGCCAUACUCUUCCAAUUUUUGUACUACAAAAAGCAAACGUAGAAGAGAACACAAAGUCAUCAACAUUAGAGCUGAUCUACAAUCUGAUGCAUCAUGAAAAAAUGGCUGAUCAUCUCGAGCGAGAUGAAAUUCUAUGCAAAAUGCUUCACAGUGUACAGAUGCAAGCAGCAAAUCAUCCCGAAUUAGCAAAUUUGGCAGCAAACAUUCUGAAACUAAUGUCCGAGAAACGAGAACGCAAUAGGAUUCAUUACGGGAGACACGGUAGUUUUGAGAGCCAAUUCGGACAUCUUAGCGUGGCUGCUCAGAGAACAGAGGUGUUGAAUAGUCACGGAGAAACUUAUGAAGGUGCUGGAGAGCAAUGGUCGCAGCCCAUGAGCGAUGACUCUAUGAUGGAAUCAUAUUGUAACAGUUCUGGAAGGGAUUCGUCGAAAACCUACAACUCUCCAAUGUACCACUCCCCGCCAUCUAUGUAUCCUGAAUAUCCUAACGGACCACCUUCGGGACCAUAUUACGAUCCUCAUGCUUUUACGUCCACUCGACCGACACCUCCGCACUAUGCAAAUUAUGAUAGUCCUCCAGUUUAUAAUAAUAUUCCUUCUAACCAAGGACCUAGUAGCCACUUGUCGGAUCAGUAUCCAUACCGGCAAGGGCGGUUUUAA